AUGAUCGUAUCCAUAUUCGACGCACGGUCGUGCACCAGGUGCCAAGGACAGGCCAGGCUAACCGCUGACCCACCAGAGCUCAUACGGAGACCAGGUCUGCAUUUUCAGCCUGACCUCUCAAUUCCUGACAUCAACCUCAAGCUUUGCACAGGGCUACCAACAACCAACACCCGCUCCGAAUUGCCCAAUCGAACCCACAACCAUGAGUCUCCUCACACCGACGACGGCGUCGGUCGUCUUUCGCAUCACCGCCCGCCCGGCCAUGAUCCGUCAGACGCUGAGCCGCAACUUACCGCUCUGCCAGGCCAAGGCUAUCAGCACCCUCCGCCCCUUCGCCACGAACACCCCCAUUGCCCAGAGGACCCCCGCCGCCGCAAAGGGGCCUCUAGAAUUCUCUGCCAGAGCCGCUUCGCAUCUUCGACUGCCCAGGCCGCGGUCGGUGCCGAGGCUCCCGCCCAGCUGGACUGGAACACCUUUUUCCAGCUGCGCAAGACCCGCCGCCGCAUCCAGGUGCUCUUCAGCAUCGCCGGUGCUGCGACCUGCGGUACCGCGGGAUCUUGGAUGCUGGCUACCGGUAUCGCCGAGCCUCUGUUGAGCCUUAUUCCCCUUGACCCCUUCAUCACCAUGGGCUUGAUGGCCUUUUCUUCGGCGACGCUGGGUUGGCUGCUGGGUCCUAGUCUGGGAGCUGGUGUGUUCAACAUGUGGCACAGGAGGAUCAAGCCUCAGAUGGCUUCGAAGGAAAAGGAGUUCUUUGCUCGCAUCAAGAAGCACCGAGUCGAUCCAUCUACCUCUUCCGUCGGCAACCCAGUCCCCGACUUCUACGGCGAGAAGAUUUCUAGCGUUUCCGGAUACCGCCAAUGGCUUAAGGACCAAAGGGCAUACAACCGAAAGCGAACCCGAUUUGUAUAA
Molecule: messenger RNA, 909 nt
Organism: Parascedosporium putredinis
Lineage: Eukaryota; Fungi; Ascomycota; Sordariomycetes; Microascales; Microascaceae
Source: the annotation of a GenBank genome assembly